AUGGGCCUGUUCUCAACCUUGCGGCGCAACCAGACGCACCGGUCGCGCGUCUCUGUUUCCACCUUUUCCUCCUACGAGCACGUCGAGACGCCGCGCGAGUCUCCCUCGCUCCCGAACGAGGCUCCGACCCCGACCCCCAAACGCAGCACCAUGUUCCGCCGCAAAAAGCAGUCGGCGCCCCCCUCGUCGGCAACCGAGAACGGCCAUCUGGCUGUCCCGCCGCCCCGGAGCGCGGCCAGCGUCUCGGACAUAGGCGACGACGACGCACUCAGCCCGCCGCCCCCUCGGUCCGCCCUGUUCGGCGGCAGCACGCAGUCACUGCCCGACGCAGGGCACGGCCCUCGGCCCGGACUGCACGAGACGCUGAGCACGCCGGACGUGAAGCAGAAGAAGGGUUUAUUCUCCUGGGCGCGCUCGAACAAACAUGCGACCUCGCCCAAGCCGCCGCCCGUGCCGCCCAUGCCGGCCAGCGCGCCUCCCAGCUCGCGCAACCCGAAGCUGGCCAGCCCAGAGGACGAGCGCGGCGCAGAUGGAUUCAGUCUGCGCGCUUUCCGGCACGUUACUUCGACUUCGCCCGGCGCCUCGCCCGUCGAGCCACCUCCAAGGGCGCCCAGCGCGUUGAGCUCUUACACCGAUCUGCCGCCUCCGCGACCUCGACCACGUGGUACGAGUACAGCCAGCGAUGCGAGCCAGCGCGUCAGCGUCGCCGCCUUCCGCGAGAUGCAGGCCAGGCGAAGCGCGGCUGGCAGCCCGACGCCCAGCGCGAGCCCGCGUAUGCCCGCGAGGAGAGGCACUGCAGAGCCUGUUCCGCCGCUCGGCCGCAGCGAGCUAAGGCCACCCGUGCCGAGCGCUUACAGCACCACAUCAAUGUACUCUGCAUCAGGCUCGGCCUCGGGUUCCUCGCCCAAUAUUUCUCGGCAACAGAAGCCUCAACCGCAACCUCGGGGCUCUAUGUUUGAUCAGGCGAAUGAUACGUCUAGUGAGAGCGAGGACGAGGAAGAGGAGAGUGGCGAGGAUGAGCCGACGCUCAGGCCUACUAGACGAAAUACUAUCCGAGGGAAGGGUAGACAAGGGCAAGGGGAGUUGGGGGUCAGGAUGCAGCCGCCUAGGGCACCGGCGCUGCAGAACACUGGGAGGAGUGCGAGUGCCGGCUCUGUCUCUGCUUCACCUGCAAGAGGCGGCCGCAAUCCUAGCGGCGGACUGGGUAUGAGCAUCGCUGCCUCACGAUCACGAACGACGCUCGCCUCGUCCUCAGACUCGGACUCGGACGAUGAUGCGCCACUCGCGCAGUUUAUGAUACCACCGCGCUCGCGGGCCGGUUCUGCCGCAUCAGGGCGCUUCCCGAUGCCACCCAAACCUCUCGUUGAUCUUGGAGGGCUCAAGCCUCCCUCAUCCACAAGUCUCGUCAAUGUUGCUGAUGGGUCCAGCAAUUCGAACGCUGCCGGGAGGAUACCACCUGUACCCAGACGAACGCUUGACAUGUCUGAGCUCGAAUCCAGUUCGAGUGGGCAUGGGAUGAGCCGAGUCCCCCAACCGACACGCGCGGCUACACUUGGCGUGGAGAUCGGUGUCGACAGCGCAUUUUCACCGCCCUCGCCUGCUCUGGACAACCUCGCGGCGAGCCUGUCGCCCGCAGGAUCAGUCUCACCUCAAGCGCCGGGAUCGGGCGCUUCGCCAUCUAUGGGCGCCAAUCUAUCAUCAAGCACGACGACGACACCUUCUAUUCCGCCCACAAGCGCCGUCGGCACGAGCGCUUCUCCCGCCGCUGCCGCAUCGCCUAAUGCAUCGGCGGAGCCGCCGGCCCGCGGUCGUGCGAGGAGCGCGUCGCUUGGGCUGGGGCUUGCGGAGCGGUUGAGCCAGCUUACGGCGGGUCUUGGGCGGUCGCCGUCGCCGGGUCCGAAUCGUGCGGUGUCGCCUGGACCUAUACGUGGGAUGUCGCCUGGGCCUGGGCAAGCGGUAUCUCCAAAUCCAUCUGCGGGACUCGUGUCGCCCACACCGUCCACUGGGCUUGCGUCUCCGCCGCCCGUACCCGCACUGGAACCUGCACCGUCGAACAACUCAAUGUCUUCCGAUGGGCCCGGACAGACUACGUCUCGGCAUACCCGCAACGCUGCUGAUCACGAAGCGAGCCAUAGACCGAGUCCGAUGCUCAACCUUCCGCCUCCCAGGGAGAGCAGUCUCGCGCCCUUACCGAACACCGUCACUGCAAAGUUGGGCGUGAACAGCGCGAGCUCUACCCCUUCUGCGCCGGUAUACAGCGCUACCUCGUCGUUCAAGAACCGUACUGUCUCCAAUGGGAACGAGUCUGAUUCAGACGAGGAGAGCGACGAUGAGAAGGAGAAGGAGCUUUCGGCGUCGCCUGAACCGCCCAUCAUUCCCGUCCCGGUCAAAGAGCGUCCGCGCGGUCCUCCCUCGUUUGCUGUUACCUCGCGACCGGGCCAUGGACGGAGCUCGAGUGUUGGGACUGUCGGCUCUGGAUCCGGAUCCGUGGACUGGAAUGGGCACGGACACGGGAGGAGCGAGAGUCAGGCUACUGUCACUGUCGGUGGUGCUAGCAGUCCGACGCCGAGUACGGUCAGGAUGGUCGGUGCGACGAGGAGGGGUAAGGAGGAGGAGUUGCCUGCGCCCAGACCCAGCCCGGCGAGGAAGACGCCUACGAGGAGUAUGACGGCCGAGCAGCAGCGGUUACCGCCCGCCGGACCUAUCUCGCUACCCUCUUCAUCAUCCUCGUCGAUCCAGCUUAACAAAGUUGCGCCUUCGUCGUCGUCCUCUUCCGCGCAUACAAAGACUGCCCGACCGGCUCUACCAACGUCUUUCACCAAGUCCUCUGCGUCGUCGAUCUCCCAUUCGUCCUCGAUGGCUAAAUCACCCGUUUCGACCGUGUCGAGCUCAAGGUUCCACGACUCGAGCGUCAUCUCCAGUGCCGCGAGCAGUGCGACGGCCAGCACGUCCAGCGGGAGCACGGGUGCCAGUCCAUAUGGCGGGAUCCUCAAGAACUCUGCUACGCGCUCGCCGCAGAACACGAGCCAACCUCCGCGUCCGUGGGCGAGGGACGAUUCGCCGUCGAGCUCUACAGGUGGCUCGUCUAGCUCGCGCGCACCGGCUACACCGAGAGAUGGGAGCGAGCUUGGUGUUCCUAUGCAUGGGUCGUCGUUACUUGGUGGAGGACGGGCGAAGCAUAAGAGGCAGAGCGUUAGCUUUGGCGAUGCGGAGCAGGUUCGGGGGUUGGGGAUGGAGAGGGAGAAGAGCGGGCAGGAUGAGGAGGAGAGGAGGAGGAAGGAGCGGAGGAGGGGUGAGGCGAGGGCUGCUAUCGAGCUCGGCAACGUCAUGAAUGGUAAAGCCCCCGUCGCACAAGACGACGACGACGACGCGCCGCUCAACGCUGCCCCGCUCUUCCCGCACGCAACAGGUCCGGCGGGCAUGGGCAUGUACCCCGGCAUGCCAGGCAUGCAAGGUAUGCAGAUGCCCGGCAUGAUGCCGAACAUGACCGGGAUGCCGCCUAUGCCGCCCAUGCCGAAUGGCAUGAUGGGUAUGCAGGGUAUGCAGGGCAUGAACGGUAUGAUGGGGAUGCAAGACCCCAACAUGCUCGCCGCGCACCAACACGCCAUGCUCAUCGCCAAACAAACGUACCAGUGGGCCGUCGCGCAGCAGGCCAUGGCCGCCGCGGGCGACGAGUGGGAGCGGUCGGGCGGGAGCGUCGCGGGGUGGAAUCCGUCGAGUGCGAGCGCGUACGGCGGGGGCGCGGAGAGCGUCGUGGGCUUUCCCAGUAGCGCGAGUGUCGCGGGGUUCCCGGCGAGCGGGCGGGCGCCGAGUAUGUUUAUGGGCCAGGGGAUGGGUAUGGGCGGGCCGAUGGGGAUGGGGAUGAACCCUAUGAUGAUGGGCUCGGGAGGGAGCGUUGUGGGCGGGAUGGGAGGAGGGCCGUGGGGAUACAUGGGCUCGGCGCAGAGCAUGUACGCCGGCUCCACGUACGCGCCGUCUGAAGUCGGCGGACCGGCGCAACGCCCGAACUUCUCGAGCUCGAGGAGCGAGUAUGGAGGGGGCGAGCGGUCGAGCAGGGCGUUUGCGGGUGGGAGGCCGCCGCCGGUGCCUGCUAUGCCGAAUGGGAUGCAGCAGGGGCAGGGGCAGCGGGGCGGGCCGAGGCAGAGGACGUUGACGGCGCCUGGGGGGCAGAGCGCGCCGGGGGUCGGGGCGGGCGGUAAGGCGAAGAAGAGCGGGGGCGGGCCGACGUUGUUGGGACAUGUUGCGCCGCCGAGUAGUUGGAAGGGUCCGGCUUGA
Molecule: messenger RNA, 4275 nt
Organism: Peniophora sp. CBMAI 1063
Lineage: Eukaryota; Fungi; Basidiomycota; Agaricomycetes; Russulales; Peniophoraceae
Source: the annotation of a GenBank genome assembly